Protopterus annectens (West African lungfish) is the source of this 1282-nucleotide messenger RNA. RefSeq names its product retinal G protein coupled receptor (gene RGR). Gene Ontology annotation, cellular component: membrane. NCBI's taxonomy places the organism in Eukaryota, Metazoa, Chordata, Ceratodontiformes, Protopteridae. Gene Ontology annotation, molecular function: G protein-coupled receptor activity. The record is from RefSeq and is a predicted model, not a curated record. Bases 104 to 991 code for a protein of 295 amino acids. The transcript is spliced from 7 exons. Gene Ontology annotation, biological process: phototransduction; visual perception; G protein-coupled receptor signaling pathway.
UCAGACAAACCACUAGGUCUAGGCUCCGUUAAGUGUGACUCAGCUGUUUGACAACUGCGUUUCUUGACGAUCUCCUGCAGUUCAAGCCUACCUCCCAGUGAAUAUGGUGACUUCCUACCCACUGCCAGAUGGAUUCAGUGAACUAGAGGUAUUUGGGAUUGGCACGGCACUACUUGUAGAAGCUCUUCUUGGUUUGUGCCUGAAUGGAAUUACUGUACUGUCUUUCUACAGAAUCAGACAGCUUCGGACCCCAAGUAACCUUCUUAUCAUCAGUCUGGCAGUUGCUGAUAUUGGUAUUUGUAUGAAUGCUAUGGUUGCUGCCUUUUCUAGUUUUUUAAGGUAUUGGCCAUAUGGAUCUGAAGGUUGUCAGAUGCAUGGAUUUCAAGGUUUUGUAGCUGCACUUUCUGGCAUCAACUCGUGUGCAGCCAUUGCUUGGGACCGGUAUCAUCAAUACUGUAGUCGAACAAAACUGCAGUGGGGCUCAGCAAUAUCAGUUAUUAUAUUUAUUUGGGGAUGCUCCGUUUUCUGGUCCAUGUUACCACUGUUUGGAUGGGGAGAAUAUGAUUAUGAACCGCUAAGGACAUGUUGUACACUGGACUACGCCAAAGGAGAUAAGGGUUUCGUCUCAUAUCUUUACACAAUGGCUUUUUUUAACUUUGUGGUCCCAAUCUUCAUUAUGUGGACUUCUUACCAAACAAUGGAGCAGAAGUUUAAAAAAACUGGAGAGAAUAAGUGUAAUACACGUUUGCCAGUGAAGUCUUUGGUGAUUUGCUGGGGUCCUUACACACUGCUGUGUGCAUAUGCAAGCAUAGAAAAUGUUACUGUCUUAUCACCUAAACUAAGAAUGAUUCCAGCCAUUCUUGCUAAAACUGCUCCAGCAGUCAAUGCCUUCAUCUAUGCUCUUGGAAACCAGAAUUACAGAUGUGGAAUCUGGCAGUUCCUUACAGGUCAGAAAAUCGAACAAGUGGAAGCUGACAGCAAAACAAAGUAAAGGAGUUCAGUGGUACACAAAUGUAGUAGUAAAUAGUGAACUGAAAUUAUUCAUGUAGGAGUAGAAAUUACAUUAUAUAAAAUUCUAGUAACUCCUGUGGGUUCCACAUUGGAAGAAAAUUUUACUUUAUUUCUAAAAAGUAAAUACAUAGGUGGAAUAAUUGUAUCUGUCAUACAGAAUGACAUCUAAGUGAGCCUUGUCAAACACAUUGCCUUUCUAUUAUGCCAUUGUUCAUCGAUCUCCCUGUAACAUCAUUACAAAUAAAUAUUAUUCUGCCUUUUCUUCUUCCUA